Phoenix dactylifera (date palm) is the source of this 2511-nucleotide messenger RNA. RefSeq lists its product as uncharacterized. NCBI's taxonomy places the organism in Eukaryota, Viridiplantae, Streptophyta, Magnoliopsida, Arecales, Arecaceae. The record is from RefSeq and is a predicted model, not a curated record.
UUUAAUUUCUUUCUACAAUUUUGGAUGAAUUUCCCAUGCAUGCAUGAAAGGGAUACAGCCGUUCUCCGGUUUCGUAGCGAAAUUUGCACCGUGUCGGCGUGUCCCGCAUCUUUUCUGUUGGCCCCACUGAAAUGUUUCUUGUGGGCAGAACCGUUCAAAGGUUUGCUCAGCUAAUACGGCAACCCCAAGACAAAUAUUCAAAAAGUUUCCCGUCCUCGUCGGUUCUCCGUUCCUUCCCACCUCUCUCUCUCUCUCUCUCUCUCUCUCUCUCUCUCUCUCUUUCUCUAAUUCGUCUGAUAGCUCUCCUUCUCGUUCCCGUGUUUAGUUCCCCCCCGCCCUCCAAAUGUCUCCGUUCCCCGACGACGGAGGCAACGACCCGCGCGGCGGCCGCUUGCCGGAUAACGCCAGCUCGGAGCCUCCGGCCACCCCGCGUCCUAUUCGUGGAGUUCUUAAUCAGGGAAAAGAUGAAGAGUGGAGGAGAUUCCUACGAUGCGUCGAGGCCGCCGGCAAGGGUUUCGCCAUUGGAGCCGGCCUCAAGGGGGGCCUCGCCCUCUUCUCCAUCCUUGUCCGGCUGCGGAGCCGCAGAUCCGUGGGAUCUUCCGCCAGAAAGGCGGGAGCGAUUACGAAUGAGGACGCGGUGGUGGAGGCGGUGAAGGAGACGUUAAGAUAUGGACUGUUUCUGGGCUCGUUUGCCGGAACUUUUGUCUCGGUUGAUGAAUGCAUUGCUGCUAUUGGGGGCAAUAAAAGGACUGCAGGCUGGAGGGCACUGGUAGCGGGAUUAUUUGCUGGUCCGUCAAUGCUCCUGACAGGACCAAAUACCCAGCACACGAGCCUGGCUAUAUACAUUCUUAUGCGUGCUUCUGUGCUAGCAUCUCGCUGUGGGGUAAAGAGCAAAAGAUUUGGAAAUGUUUGUAAACCUUUGACUUGGUCGCAUGGUGAUAUAUUCCUUAUGUGUCUCUCCUCUUCACAAAUAUUGUCUGCUUACAUUUUGAAGCAAGGCAGUUUGCCAUCAUCAUACAAGUCAUUUCUUAAUAAGCAUGGUGGAAAGAAUGCUGUUAUUCUGCAGGGAGUGAAGGAUAUUGCAUGUAACAUUCCUUUCACCAACUUAGAGGCGAUUGAGAAGUAUUAUAAGACCUUGGGUGUUGACAUAAAACUAGACCCUCAUAUGAAAGUACCAUGUUCAAUUAUUCAUGGUAAUCAAUCUUGUGUUGGGCAUUUCUUUUCUUUCCUUUUACAAGCAUAUAAAAGGGCAUUGCCUGUUUAUCUUCCGGUAUACUUGGUUCCUGCACUUAUAGUUCAUCGUCAAGGCCUCUCGAAAAGGCCGUACGCAAUUAUGGGAAAGAGUCUUCUGGGUAUUGCAAGAUCUAGUUUGUUUCUCUCCGUAUACUGUUCAUCAGCCUGGUUGGUCUUUGCUUCUGCUAAAUUUCCUGCCAGGCUUGGACUUGCCUACUUUUUAGAACUCUUAAAAGAUGCAAUAUUCCAAUGGUUGCAAUGGGGACGUUUCCCAGUGGCCUGGCAUUGCUAAUUGAGAAGAAGAGCAGGAGGAUUGAAAUAUCGUUAUAUUGCCUAGCCCGAGCCAUCGAGAGCUUUUUCACAUGCAUGGCAGAUGCAGGACUGUGCCCUCCAGCAUCAAAGCUAAAGCGAGCCGAUGUAGUUGUAUUUAGUUUAGCAACAGCCAUCAUCAUGCAUUGCUAUGCAUGUGAAAGAGAGGUGUUCCGCUCCAAAUACUUGAACGUGCUUGACUGGGUGUUUGGUGUGCCACCUGCAUCAGAUGAUGAGCGUGACAAAAAAUGCUGAGAGAAUUCAGGGAAAGUUGCUGGUUCAGCAGAGUUUUGUAAGGUUGUAUGAUGGAUAGUGUGAGCAUUUUUGAUUACAGAGCAUGAUCCCAGAGUGGCCCCAUUAGUGCCAGCUGGGGAACAGAGAAGCCAGACUUGUUGAUUUUUGUUUUUCUUGGUCUACUUGUUGAUUCAGCUAGAUAUCCAUGGUACCUAAGGCCUGCUAUACGCUGCCAGAUUGAUCUUUGAAUAUGGAAUCCUCAAGCCCGCAGCAUAUAGGAGGCAAAGGUUGUUUGAUUUCCAGCCCCAACCUUAAUAUCUGGUCAGGUAUAUAUCUUCGCAGUUUGUCAAUUGAUGAUACUUUCUGAUUAGCCAGCCAUCCGAGGAGAUGCUUGACAAAUUAUCAUCUGACCAGAAAGCAGAAAAUUCUUGAAGGAGUCCUGCACUCACUUUGAGAAACCGCUCCUGGUUGGGAAUUUAGCAAGCACAAUGAGGAUGAUGUAUCGACAUCAGAAAGUGUUAUUUGUUGCAGAGCUGGAUUUUGAUUAGCAAAGAAAAUUUUAGUAGAAUUCAGGAAAUGUUGCUAUACUCAGGAACUUCAUUGUAACUACUAUAACAUGAAAAAACACAGAUGACAAUCAGUGAUAGUUUCGGUAAACGUUCACAAAAUUUAUGUGAUGUUCCACAAUAUUCUUGCAGCUUCUGUAUUCAAUAAGAUCCAUUGAAGUUUAUGACA